This is a messenger RNA of Fomitiporia mediterranea MF3/22, 1519 nucleotides long. RefSeq lists its product as uncharacterized. The transcript is spliced from 5 exons. The coding region runs from base 38 to 1504 and encodes 488 amino acids. The record is from RefSeq and is a predicted model, not a curated record. Gene Ontology annotation, cellular component: nucleus. Gene Ontology annotation, biological process: mRNA splicing, via spliceosome. NCBI's taxonomy places the organism in Eukaryota, Fungi, Basidiomycota, Agaricomycetes, Hymenochaetales, Hymenochaetaceae.
AUUUAUUGUAUCUAUAUUGCCGUUGUCUAUUGUCGACAUGGAUCAAGACGCUUUCCGGAAACUCUUGUCUACCUCAAAACCAGGCACUUUACAAUCAAGUUCCACAGCGGCUAGAGGUUCGUUACUCCCUCCGAAAGCUAAAGAUGAUCAAAAGAAGCCAACAGAAAGCUCAAAGGCUGCUUUCAAACCACGAAAAAUAAAGAAACAGUCUGGGUUGAAUUAUCGUGACAGGGCAGUGGAGAGACGAACGGGUGCAGCAGGAGACUUUGCGGAGGUUGAAUCGGUGUUAGAGAACUUUGAAAAACAGCAUGCAGACUACGAAGACAGAGAGGCUGUUGAAGAACAACGCCGUUACCUAGGCGGUGACGCAGAACAUACCGUCCUCGUGAAAGGCCUCGACUUUGCACUUCUCGAACAAACUAAAUCUCGCAUGGCCGCAUCCACCUCCGCACAAGACGACGAAGAGCUCGAGGAAGCGUUUCGUGGAGCAAUAUCCGCUUCACCACCUCCCUUAGACCAAACUACGACGACGUCGACGUCGAAUACGAAGAAGAGGACGCGAGAAGAUAUCGUACGCGAAUUGAAGAAUAAAAGAACGAAAGGUGAAGGUGAUGUGAAUGGUGCUGAAUCGUCGACACCGUUAGCGGAUAGAGCACUUGACGAAGCUAAACGAGAGGGGAAGUUCAAGCCUAUUGGAUUUAAACCUAUCGGUGCUACGAAAGAUAAGGAAGGGAAAGAGGUGAAGAAAAAGAAGAAACGAAAGGUCACGGAGAACGGAACUGGCGAUAGCCAACAACGGCCUCCUGGAUCUACUGUUCCUUCCUCAAGCAAGGACGAUGCAAGCACUUCGAAUACGAAACAAGGACCCGACAAACCCGCGUCGGAACCAACACCCGCGCCCGAACCAGAACCAGAGCCAGUGAACGAAGACUUUGACAUCUUCGCUGACGCUGGCGAAUACGAAGGCGUGAACUUUGACGAUGACGACGACGAAGGUAUCGACGACUCUAGCAAACGUGAAGUUCAACCUAGUGAAGCACGCGAAACAAUUGAAUCCACACCAGCCGAAGGCGAGCCUGGACCUCGAAGGAAAUGGUUUGACGACGACGAACCUCCCUCUCCUCCUCCCGAAAGGCUCUUACCAUCACUCAACAAUCAAAAGGGCAAGUCGAAAGAUCCUUCUGGUUCUCCUGAACAUACUACUCCCAGAGGUCAACGCAACGAAAACGAAGAACCACACGAUGAUGAAGAAGCUGAGAGAAUCAGCCGUCUCGCACCACUCACUUCCUCAGCAGUUCCUUCCAUUCGCGAUAUUCUCGCGGCUGACACGGCUCGUGAAGCUGAGGAGAAGCGGAAAGCUCGGAAGGAGAAACGGAAACGCGGUGGAGGUGGAGAUGGUGGAGGUGGAAGUGGUGAAAGCAAGAAAGUAUCUGCUGAGGCAAAGCUUAAUAGGGAUUACCAGAAACUCAAGUCGUAUACGGAGAAGAAAGACAAGUCGUCGUAGUAGAUUAUGUCUUGC